AUGCAGUUCCUGCUCGCGGACUACGUGUCGCCGCUCCUGCGCGCGUGCCCGGGCCUGCGGCGCCUCGCGUUCCACCUCUCCUUCGCGGCGCUCCCCGCUCCGGGGCCCGCGCUCGCGGCGCUGGAGCAGGUGAGCGUGCAUAUCAUGCCGAAUGAGUUCUCGCUGGAUGCGUACCAUGAGCUGGGUGUCGUGCCCGCGACGGUGCUGCGCUUCGCGGAGUGGUGCGCGCGCUUGCAGACGCUGGAGUGCGUGAGGCUGUACGGGAACUGGGGGAAGGUGUUGACGGAUCCUCAUGCAGAGCUCGUGCAGGCGAGACGGGUCAUGGGAUGCUGCAGGUGCAGGUUUGAGCUCCAAGACGGGCAUCGAGUCGAUUUCGCCGGUCUUGUCUGA
Messenger RNA from Gloeophyllum trabeum ATCC 11539, 390 nucleotides. RefSeq lists its product as uncharacterized. The coding region runs from base 1 to 390 and encodes 129 amino acids. The record is from RefSeq and is a predicted model, not a curated record. Lineage: Eukaryota; Fungi; Basidiomycota; Agaricomycetes; Gloeophyllales; Gloeophyllaceae. The transcript has a single exon.